Messenger RNA from Manihot esculenta (cassava), 834 nucleotides. Its product is annotated as protein ENL-like. Lineage: Eukaryota; Viridiplantae; Streptophyta; Magnoliopsida; Malpighiales; Euphorbiaceae. The record is from RefSeq and is a predicted model, not a curated record. The transcript has a single exon. The coding region runs from base 1 to 834 and encodes 277 amino acids.
AUGAACGCGGCGCUGGAUGCCCUCUGGUCUGGGCGAUCGGUGAAAGAGGCUACCGAGGAGGUGGCCAAGACUAUUUCUACUAGAACGGUGGGUAAGCCUCUUGCUCCGCCUUCCUCCCGAGCUCCCAAACCGAGCACCCGGGGAGUUAAAUCUGCCAGACCAUCUAGCCGCGGCAGGUCGAGCUCGGCUUCCAAGUUUUCUGAAGCCUCUAAGUCUCCGCGGGCUUCUGGUGCAAAAGCGAAGGAGGAUCCGAAGAUUGCUGCCCAAUCAGCUAAGGACUCUGAGCUCAUGCGGACAGAUGACCUUCAGUCUUUUGCUGACGUCUCCGCGGGGCUUUUGGAGGUUGCCCCCGCCGACGAAGGGGGGCUUAGGGACACGAAUGAAGUCGACCCAGAAGGUCAAAAUGCCCAAGAAAUCUCUUCUGGGGUCGUCCUUACGAAGGAGGCUGAAUCUGAGCCCGCGGAGGGGGCUCCUCCUCGAAGGGAGACAACAAUUGUUUCUCGGGGCACGGCCAAGGAGGUCGGGAGUAAGCGCCCUGCUCCCUCUGACGCUCCUGCCCCUGUUGCUAAGAAACCCCGAGCCUCCGGAAGUGCUGCCCCUGCCCUGCCUCCGCUCGAGAAGAAGAAGACCUCGGUGGUGCCCCUGCUUUCUACUCUAGACAAUGAUAUCCUGAAUGCAGAGGACAUCACCCAUCAGUCUCCAGCGACCGUGGUCGCUAAAAUAAUCUGGGAGCGAAUGUUCGGUGGAGUUACACAGGCUUCAAAUCCUCAUUUGUUGGCUCUCUCUAGCCAUCUGGCUAGUUCUACUCAAAAGCAGGUGGCCUUCCGGGCUUAG